GGAGAGUUGAUGCGGGAGGCGAAGGAGGAGGUCAAAAAUAGGAAAAUAAAGGAUGACUGCACAUCAGCGCUGUUAAUGGAUUUCUCUCAAAUUUUCAAUAUCAAUUUCCUCUGCGAAGCAGUUUAAUGAACUUACGGAAUAUUGCAUCAGUGGUACAGUAGAAAUACUUUGCGCGUGGAAGUGAGGAUUUUACAGGAUACAUCAGUGGUCGCAGAAUAGAAUGUCGAAAAUGGAAGACCUAGGGCGAAUGUUAUCGAACUACACGAAUUUGGCAGCCACCAAAAAUGACGUUCUAGAAUGUAUCAAAGUGUACAAAGCCCUCGCGUAUCGAAUGGAAGAAUAUGUUUUCAACGAUGGAACUUUUAAACAGUUGCUGAACUUACAAGGAACGAUUCCGGUGCGAUACAAGGGCAAUACCUAUCACAUCCCGAUUUGCAUUUGGUUGCUCGAUUCCCAUCCAAGAUAUGCACCGAUUUGCUACGUCAAACCGACCGCCGACAUGCACAUCAAAGUAUCGAUGUACGUGGACCACAACGGGAAAAUCUAUCUGCCGUAUCUGCACGAUUGGUCCGCGGGCCAGUCAGAUCUGCUGGGGCUCAUCCAGGUGAUGAUUGUCACGUUCGGUGAUUUCCCCCCGGUUUACGCGAAACCGAAGGGUGCUCCCAAGGAUUCACCGGCGGCUACCACAACUACCCCUUAUCCUAUUCAAUCGUUCAUGCCACAAGCUGGAGCAACACCGGCUCAAUCGCAGUUUUGUCCCUAUCCCACGCAGUUUCCACCGUAUCCGCAACCAGGCGGCGCAGGUUACGGUGGCUAUGGACAACCAGGUGCAGCUGGUAGUAGCUAUCCGCAGCCGUUUAUGCCUCCCGGAAUGCCAAGUGCUGCCGGUUAUAACACGGGAUAUAAUCCAUCGGCGGCUCAAGGAACGGGAACCAUCACCGAAGAACACAUCAAGGCAUCGCUGGUAAGCGCAGUGGAGGACAAACUGAAGUGGCGCAUCCAGGAGAAGGUCAACCAAUGUCAGGCGGAAAUUCAAACGCUAAAACGAACCCAACAGGAGCUGAACGAAGGUCAGAGCAAAAUCAACGACAUCAUCGGCAGGCUGGAGCGGGACGAGCAGGAAUUGAACAAAAGCAUCGCCGUGCUCAGGGACAAAGAUCAGGAAUUGGAACGAGCGCUGGAGAGUCUAGAGAAGGUCGACGGAAUCGAUGUCGAUGAAGCCGUCACAACGACCGCACCCUUAUAUAAGCAGCUUCUAAACGCAUACGCCGAGGAAGCAGCCAUCGAGGAUGCCGUUUACUUUAUGGGCGAGGCGCUGCGCAGUGGGGUCAUCGAUCUGGAAGUGUUCCUGAAACACGUUCGGCAGCUAACCCGGAAGCAGUUCAUGCUGCGGGCCCUGAUGCAAAAGUGCCGCCAGAAGGCCGGUUUCACUGCCUAAGCUUCGUGUUUAUUCAAUAAGUACUCAUACCGCACACGAUGUUUGAAAUUGCACUGGAGAAGCUUCUCAAAAAUGCUGGCAACAUCAUUUCAAAAACACGGUGUGUAAAUAAAAGUAGAUUUUUUUUUUCGUUUUUGUGCUAACUUCAAAAAUGUUAUCGUAGAUGUGAAAAGAUGUGCAUGAAAGAGGGCAUCGGGAAGCGAUUUGCAAAUACGUUUAGUUAUCCUAUACCUACUAUAUAUUCAUAUUUUUAUAUUUCCAUGGCUAGACAGAUACUGUGCUUUUAAACCCAUGUUGUAAUUCAUCUUAUUAAUCAAACGUAUUGAGCAGAAGGAAAAGUGUUCAUAAAUUUCAUUAUAACCACUAGAAGGAGGCGAACAAAAAUCAAAUAAAAAAACGAGUCAAGGAAAAGGUUUUAAAGAUUAUUCAUUUUUCGUUUAAAAUAAGUUGAUGUUUGUUCUGGAGAAGUGAAGAAUUGAAAAUUUUGUUUUGGAGCCAAACUUAAAAUAAGUCAAAAUGAACAAGCAUGCAGUAUUACAGAUGUCAAAUGAAAACGACUGCAAUUGAAAUUGUAUAGAAUCAAUACCAUUGAUAAACCCAGAAUAACCGAGGUGCCACUGAAUACUUUCAAUAAAA
Messenger RNA from Uranotaenia lowii, 2074 nucleotides. It is a transcript of the gene TSG101, whose product is annotated as tumor susceptibility gene 101 protein. Gene Ontology annotation, biological process: endosome to lysosome transport; protein modification process; protein transport. Gene Ontology annotation, molecular function: ubiquitin binding. The record is from RefSeq and is a predicted model, not a curated record. The transcript has 6 exons. Bases 221 to 1438 code for a protein of 405 amino acids. Gene Ontology annotation, cellular component: ESCRT I complex. Lineage: Eukaryota; Metazoa; Arthropoda; Insecta; Diptera; Culicidae.